UCCUCCUCUCGUAUCAGAGACGCACACACACGCACACAUACACACACACAUACACCCACAUCCACACACACACACACACAGUCCAAACCCCCAGAAAAGCCCUGCUGCUGAAUCCUCACACCGUCUGUCAGCAUGGGGAGCGCUUGUUUUUCCCGGGACGUUUGUUUGUUUAUCCUCCUCAUAAAUACUUGCAGGGUGAUGGGGAAUGUUGGACCGGCAGAUGCAGAUGAGUGUGCAGAAGGUUCGGACGACUGCCACAUCGACGCCCUCUGCCAGAACACGCCCAAGUCCUACAACUGCAUCUGCAAGCCGGGCUACAAGGGAGAUGGCAAGCAGUGUGAAGACAUGGACGAGUGUGAGAACGACUACAAUGGGGGCUGCGUCCACGAAUGCAUCAACAUACCUGGUAACUACAGGUGCACCUGCUACGAUGGAUUCAUGCUGGCCCACGACGGACACAACUGUCAGGAUGUGGACGAGUGCAUGGACAACAACGGCGGAUGCCAGCAAGUGUGUGUCAACACCAUGGGGAGCUACGAGUGUCAGUGCACGGACGGCUUCUUCCUCAGCGACAACCAGCAUACCUGCAUCCACCGCUCCGAUGACGGGAUGAACUGCAUGAACAAGGACCACGGCUGUGCCCACAUCUGCAGGGAGGCUCCGGGCAAAGGCGGUGUGUCCUGCGAGUGCCGUCCCGGCUUUGAGUUGGCCAAAAACCAGAAAGAAUGUACAUUGACGUGUAACUAUGGAAACGGCGGCUGCCAGCACACAUGUGACGACACAGACACGGGGCCGGUGUGUGGCUGCCACCAGAAGUACGCCCUGCACUCCGACAGCAAGACCUGCAUCGAGAAAGAUGAGGCUGCAAUUGAGAGCUCUGAGUUCAAUGCCACGUCAGUAGCUGAUGUGGACAAGCGGGUGAAACGGCGGCUACUUAUGGAGACCUGCGCCGUGAACAACGGCGGCUGCGACAGGACGUGCAAAGACACGGCCACGGGGGUGCGCUGCAGCUGCCCCGUGGGAUUCACUCUGCAGCCUGACGGCAAGACCUGCAAAGACAUCGACGAGUGCCAGGAGAACAACGGAGGCUGCGAUCACUUCUGCCGGAACACGGUGGGCUCCUUCGAGUGCAGCUGCCAGAAAGGACACAAACUGCUCACCGACGAACGGACAUGUCAAGACAUUGACGAGUGCUCCUUCGAGAGAACCUGUGACCACACCUGCAUCAACUACCCAGGCAGCUUCGAGUGCGUGUGCAAGAAGGGCCACAUCCUGUACGGCCUCACUCACUGUGGAGACAUCGAUGAGUGCAGCAUCAGCAACGGGAGCUGCGAGUACGGCUGCAUCAACACUCAGGGCGGCUACGAGUGUGUGUGUCCACCCGGACAGAAGCUCCACUGGAACAAGAAGGACUGCAUCGAGGCGGUGAAGUGUCUGCCCAAUGGGAAGCCAGCACCCCGAGCCCAGCUGACGUGCACCAAGAGCGGAGGGGCGGAGAUCUGCUCGCUCUCCUGCCCCUCCAACGCCCUCUUCCUCGCAGACUCGGAGAACAGCUACACGCUGAGCUGCGGCGUUCCCGUCCAGGCUGGUAAAGCUCCUCAGAAGAGGAACGCCACCACUGCCUUACCCACCUGUGCCGACACGCUGGCUCCACCCAUCAAGCAGAAGGCCAGGUUCAAGAUCAAAGACGCCAAGUGUCACCUGAGGCCCCGCAACAAGGAGAAACACCGAGAUACCUCCCGGCAGAACCUGCCAGUAGGAGGCCAGUUCCCCUGCACCGACGACUGCCAGGUAACUUUCGUUAACCUCAAGUGCGACUCGUCUAAGAAGCGCCGACGAGGACGCAAAUCUCCUUCGAAGGAGGUUUCCCACAUCACAGCGGAGUUUGAGAUGGAGAUGAAGGAGGAAGAAGCCUCAGACACGUGUAACGUGGACUGCGUGCGGGAGAGGAUGAAGCAGAAGCUGCAGAGCGCCAUGCGGACGCUCAGGAAGUCCAUCAACAAGCAGCAGUUCUACAUCCAGUUCUCCGGGACGGAGUACGAGGUGGCCCAGAAACCGUCCCGGCUGCCGGACGGAACCGAGGCCUGCAGCACGGGACAAGUCCUCCGAGACGGAAAGUGUGUGAGCUGUGGCAUGGGGACGUUCUACAGCGGCGAGCAGGAGCAGUGCGUCCAGUGUCCUUCAGGGACGUAUCAGGACACCGGGGGUCAGCUGUCCUGUGAGCCAUGUCCCAGCACCGAAGGACAGGGCAUCGCCGGUGCCAAGAACGUGUCCCAGUGUGGAGGUCAGUGUCCAGCGGGUCACUUCUCCGCCGACGGGUUCCGACCGUGCCAGGUCUGUCAGCUGGGCUCCUACCAGCCAGAACCGGGCCGAGUCCUCUGCUUCCUCUGCGGAGGAGGUCUCAUGACCAAGUACGAAGCAUCGACGUCCUUCAGGGACUGUGAGGCCAAAGUGCACUGUGCUCCUGGACAUUACUACAACUCCAGCACCCACCGCUGCAUCCGCUGCCCAGCAGGAACCUACCAGUCGGAGUUUGGGCAGAACUACUGCAUCACCUGCCCGGGGAACACCACCACCGACUUUGACGGAGCCACCAACGUCUCCCACUGCAAAAACCAGCUGUGUGGAGGUGAGCUGGGAGAAUACACGGGCUACAUCGAGUCUCCCAACUACCCCGGAGACUACCCGUCCAACGUGGACUGCGUCUGGACCAUCAACCCGCCGCACAAGAGGCGGAUUCUCAUCGUGGUGCCAGAGAUCUUCCUCCCCAUCGAGGACGAGUGUGGAGACGUGCUCGUCAUGAGGAAGAGCGCCCUUCCCACCUCAAUCACCACCUACGAGACGUGUCAGACCUACGAGCGGCCCAUCGCCUUCACCUCUCGCUCUCGCAAGCUCUGGAUUCAGUUUAAGUCCAACGAGGGCAACAGCGCUAAAGGCUUCCAGGUUCCGUACGUCACCUACGAUGAGGACUACCAGCAGCUGAUAGAGGACAUAGUGCGAGACGGCCGGCUCUACGCCUCCGAGAACCACCAGGAGAUACUGAAGGACAAGAAGCUGAUAAAGGCCCUGUUUGACGUGCUGGCUCAUCCCCAGAACUACUUCAGGUACACAGCGCAGGAGUCCAAAGAGAUGUUCCCUCGCUCCUUCAUCAAGCUGCUGCGCUCCAAAGUCACCAGGUUCCUAAGGCCGUACAAAUAGACGGGGGGGGGGCCUCUCCACUGUCCUGUCCUUAAAGACCCCACCCCCCCUCCGUCAUCCUGCGUCAUUCCAAAUCAACUAAAUGUAACCCCCCCUCCCCUCCCUUACCUCGUCUUCUUCUCUCCUGCUUUGGUCAAUACUUUGAUGUAAACGUUCUGCGACUAAACAUCUCCAUUUCCUGUUGGUCACAUGAUGCCUUUCCUCAUCUUUGACCCUUUAAUUAGUAACAUUAACUGACCCCCCUCUCCCCUCCAGUUAGCUUUGAGUCCCUGGUCAAGACCUUUGAAUCCGCCCGCUCCACCGAGUUCAUCUGACGGUUUCUCGGUUAAAAAGCAAUCGAGCCGAUGAGCGCCGAAAAAGGGAACAACGGCGUUGUCAAACCGUUGUCAAGAUGAUGAUGGAAACGGAGUGUAACGUUGACAGUUCUGUCAAAUAUCAGGCUCUUUGUGUAAGGUUUGACCGAUACGGGUUUAUGCAGGCCAGUAUUCAUAUGUUUAUAACGUCGCUGAAAAUGAUAGCUAAGCUAAGCUACCGGUUGCUGGCUGUAGUUUCAUAUAUAAUGGACGGUUAUUAAUCUUAUCAUCUAACUCUUGGCAAGAAAGCCAAUUUCCCAAAAUGUAGGACUAUUCCUUUAAAAAAUAGUGUGUUAGCAAUCUGUAAAGUCAUAAAUGACUAUUAUUAAGCAUUCCUGAAGUACAUAUUAUCGUAAGGUAUUUAGUAAACGGCCAGUAUCAGCAAACCAAUGUAUCGGUCAAACCCUAUUUCUGUACACCUAUAAACUAUUUCCUCCUCUCUCCCGACCCUCCCCACAUUCCUUCACUUCCUUCGUUAAAACCCUUUCUCCUUCCUUCCUUCCUCCUCGUUUUAUUUUGCUCUGCUUUGUUUCCUGUGUUGUUGUUGUUGUUGUUUUUGUAAUAUUUAUACUGAACAUGUCAGAACUUGCAGAAGCAUCACAUCGCAGAUGUACGACGCACAUACAGAUGUGUGAGACGUGUAUGUUUAUGUGGACAUACACGGGUGUACGUUGCGUGAUGUGUUGAGACGUUUUGGCCCCCACACAGUGUACAUGGAUGUAUUCUGAAUUGGAUUUCGUUUUUGGCCCCGACGUGCACGAGACAGAAAACAACUGGUGCACUUAAACAAAUAUAUUUUAACAUGGAAAAAUGAUUUGAAAGAAGAAAUGUUAAAGUGGGGAAACCAGGUACCGGUAAAGAUUAAACGGGGUGAAUCAGAAAGUCUAUAUUGUAAUUUUUUUUAAAUAAUAAUAAAAAAAAAAGAUAUAUAACAAGAUGAGAUAAACUACCUGCAAGUAACAGAGUGUUACUUUAGAGAGAAAUGUAUGUGAUGUAACUAAUAUUUGGAACUUUAAUUGCACUUGAAUUUUAUAUUUUAAACUGUAGG
Messenger RNA from Sebastes umbrosus (honeycomb rockfish), 4599 nucleotides. It is a transcript of the gene scube1, whose product is annotated as signal peptide, CUB domain, EGF-like 1. Gene Ontology annotation, biological process: signal transduction. NCBI's taxonomy places the organism in Eukaryota, Metazoa, Chordata, Actinopteri, Perciformes, Sebastidae. Gene Ontology annotation, cellular component: cell surface. Bases 133 to 3198 code for a protein of 1021 amino acids. Gene Ontology annotation, molecular function: calcium ion binding. The transcript has 23 exons. The record is from RefSeq and is a predicted model, not a curated record.